GCUGGCGGCCUGCGGCCUGGCCUAAGCCUAAUUGGGGCGCACGUCCCCCGUCUGUCGUGCGCGCCACUACCCCACCUGGCCACCUCAGCUCCACGCCUCCACCACACCAGCUCCCCUUCGUUUAUUCGUAACGGCUCGUCGUCCCCGAGCCUCCCUUUUGUCUCCCGCGGUCCCGCCCCAUUCGCUCUCUGUCGCUCCCGCGCGCGCGCAGCUGUCCGGCUCCGGCCCCGGCGCCGGAUACGCGCGCGUGCCCGUGUUCAGUUGAGGCGGUUGCAACCGCGUGUCGCCGCAACCGCCAUGCCUCCACCGCCAGCUCAUCCCUCUUCGCGCCAGGACCAACGACGCCGCUUCCCCCGCUUCCUGGCCUCCUAGCUGACCUUCCUUCCCUGCAUCCUCAUCCUCCUGCGAAGGUUCUAACUUAGCGCGGAGGCCGCCGGCUCCGGGCGAUGGGCGGCCUCUGCUCCAAGGAGGGCGUCGUGGAGGCGCCGCCCCCCGCGCCCCGCCACCCCGUGUCGCAGCUGCAGAAGGCGUCGAGUCAGUCCCUGAAGCAGCUCAUCACGCUCACCGCCAAGGAGGAGGAGAACGCCGUCGCCGCCCGGACGGAAUCCAACGCCAAGGUCAACGGCGGUAUCGGCAUCGGCGCGCCCGCGCCGGCCAAAGGGUCCGUGGAGAAGACCGCGCCUCCCGUCGUGGUCAUCACGUCCCUCAGCAAGUCCUACAGCACCGCCGGGGCGCCCACGCACCACCGGUGCGUCACGGUGGACGUCGGCGGGAGCAACACCCCGGCGGCCGCGGACUGCGGCGAGCAGGUGAUCUCCAGCGUGCCGCAGGGGUUCUCCGGCGAGCACGUCAUCGCCGGGUGGCCCUCCUGGCUCACGUCCGUGGCCGGGGAGAUCGUCGAGGGCUGGCUGCCCCGGCGCGCCGACACGUUCGAGCGGCUGGACAAGAUCGGGCAGGGCACGUACAGCAACGUGUACAAGGCGCGGGACCUGCAGAGCGGCAAGAUCGUGGCGCUGAAGCGGGUGCGCUUCGUCAACAUGGACCCGGACAGCGUGCGGUUCAUGGCGCGGGAGAUCCACAUCCUCCGGCGGCUGGACCACCCCAACGUGAUCAGGCUGGAGGGCAUCGUCACCUCGCGCCUCUCGCACAGCCUCUACCUCGUCUUCGAGUACAUGGAGCACGACCUCGCCGGCCUCGCCGCGCUGUCCGGCCAGCGCUUCACGGAGCCGCAGGUCAAGUGCCUCAUGCGCCAGAUCCUCGAGGGCCUGAGCCACUGCCACGCGCGGAGCGUCCUGCACCGGGAUAUCAAGGGCUCCAACCUCCUCAUCGACGACAACGGCCUGCUCCGGAUCGCCGACUUCGGGCUCGCCACCUUCUUCGACCCUGGCAAGCGGCAGCCCAUGACCAGCCGCGUCGUCACGCUCUGGUACCGCCCGCCGGAGCUCCUGCUCGGCGCAACCGAGUACGGCGUCGCCGUAGACCUGUGGAGCACCGGCUGCAUCCUUGCCGAGCUGCUCGCGGGCAAGCCCAUCAUGCCCGGCCAGACCGAGAUCGAGCAGCUGCACAAGAUCUUCAAGCUUUGUGGCUCGCCGUCCGAGGACUACUGGGCCAAGGCGAAGCUACCGGACGUGACGCUCUUCAAGCCGCAGCGGCCGUACCGGCGCAAGAUCGCCGAGACGUUCAAGGACUUCCCGCCCUCGGCCCUGGCGCUCCUGGACACGCUGCUCGCCAUCGAGCCGUCGGCACGGGGCACGGUGGCCUCUGCUCUGGACAGCGAGUUCUUCAGGACCAAGCCGCUGGCGUGUGAUCCGGCGAGCCUGCCCAAGUACCCGCCGUGCAAGGAGUACGACGCCAAGCUCCGAGGCCAGGAGGUCAGCAGGCAAAACGCAGCGGGCCUCGGAGGCAAGGGCUCUGUAUCCGUCAAACCGGGGAGAGACGACGCCAAGGGCGCCGCGCCAGCUCAGGACGCCAUUGCCGACUACCAGCGGAGGCACAGGCAGGCGCGCGCCAACCAGAAGAGCACCAGCCACCACUACAGCUCGCAGGAGGACAGCGUGCCGGGCUUCCGCAUCGAGCCGCCGCCACCGGGCAUGGCCGUGGCCGCGGCCGCGCGCGGGCCGGCGACGCUGCAGGCCGGCGGGUUCGGGUCGACGUGGUACAGGAGCGACCCUCGGGCGGUCCCCCGCGCGUCCAGCUCCGUCAGGGCGGCCGCGUCGCACCUCACCUCGCAGCGGUCCUACGCGCAGUCCAGGGGCACCGACCUGCACCCGAGCUCGUCGGCCGCCAGCGCCAGCAACGCCAACCCCAGGUACAAUCGGCUCGACGUCGCGGAGCCGGCCAGCGGCGUGGGCCGCCCCGGCUCCUCCUCCCACCAGAAGGACUUCGGCAUGAGGGACGCGUCCGCCGGUUUCGGAGGGAGGAACAAGAGGAUGCAUUACUCGGGGCCGCUGGUGCCGCCCGGCGGCAACAUGGAUGACAUGCUCAAGGAGCACGAGAGGCAGAUCCAGCAGGCCGUGCGCAAGGCGCGGGUCGAGAAGGAGAAGACCAACAGGCACCAUUACUAAACGAUGAGGGAAAAAAAACAAUUGGCAUCAAGUAAGCGAAUGAAUCCCAUGGUCUCAGACCACCAGAGCAUUCGUUACCUCUCCAUGGAAAUGGAAUGGAACAGGGGCCGCGAGACCAUCGGUGACCGCAGCCUUGCGCUCGGGGCAGCUACGCUACGGCUCGGGCUCGGGCUUUUCUUGGUCCAUCGGAGAGGCAGCAUGACACUGAUAGGGAGGAUACUGUAAAGACACCCCAAAAGGAAAUGUGUUCGACUUUAACAGCGUAGUUAUCAUAGCUCCAGGCUUACAAGGUUUGCAAGAUUCAGAACAAACUCUGCAUGCGCCAAACGUGUAGUGUAGCAGAAUAGUUGCAAAAUGCUGGUCAAACAGUGCGCGUAGACGUCGGUGGCCGCCAGCAGAGUUCAGAACACAAGUCUAUAUGUUCAGUGAGGACUGGAACCCAUCACAAAAUCUUCCAAAAUCACAACAAAAUAAGAACCACUAAUGUUUUACCAAACCCAUUAGCGGCAUCUGAGAAGUGCAAGAGUCCGCUGCCUUCCUUGAAUUUGACAGACAAUUCAAUUAAACUAAACAAGUCGUGCAA
Messenger RNA from Zea mays, 3147 nucleotides. RefSeq names its product probable serine/threonine-protein kinase At1g54610. The transcript has 6 exons. Gene Ontology annotation, biological process: positive regulation of transcription elongation by RNA polymerase II; protein phosphorylation. Gene Ontology annotation, cellular component: nucleus; cyclin-dependent protein kinase holoenzyme complex. Lineage: Eukaryota; Viridiplantae; Streptophyta; Magnoliopsida; Poales; Poaceae. The record is from RefSeq and is a predicted model, not a curated record. Gene Ontology annotation, molecular function: ATP binding; RNA polymerase II CTD heptapeptide repeat kinase activity. The coding region runs from base 447 to 2564 and encodes 705 amino acids.